AGUUUUCUUGAGAAGUGUUUUGUGCAUCGCAUUUCACAACCGUACUCCAAAAAUGUUAAGUGGGGAAAUAAUGAAGGGUGAAAAAGAACCAGACACGGAUUGGGAUGGCUACAAGAGUGAAUAGGAGAGGAGCCCGGCACUCUAACAAGCUCUCCCUUUGUGCUGGGACUGCCGGGGUCAGCAGCACAGACAUACCAGCCUUCCUGUUUUCUGGAAACUGACUGACAGUUAAAAUGGAAAACAUAAAAUGAGAGGGAACAUCCAUUACAAAAUAAUAAGAAGCUUAUGGGUCUUUAGUCAUAGAGAGCUAUUGUUGUGACCCUUUGGAUAUUGGAUUGCAUCUGUUCGAGUGUGGCUGUAUCUCUGUAUCUAUUAGGGGAUGAAUACCGCUUGCAGUGUAAUAACUUUGUGUGCUACAUUUCAAUUUGACCCUAUUGCAUUUUAAUCCUCCGUUGCGUUUCCAUUUUUAUUGAACUGUGUCUUAUGGUUUGCCCUCAGACACUUUCCCCUCCCUCUACCAUGUGAUGGUGUUUACACCCAGAUGCAGCGAGGAGGAAAAGAUUUAGAGGUUGCGUCACCGAGUGUCCAUUGACCAUUAGCCUGCACUCCAGUCACCUGACUGUUUUAAUGGGCUUUGCUCAAACGCCGCACUCUGCAGCAGAGCCUUAAUGUGCUUUUAACCCUUUGUUUUCACUCUGUGAUCCACCUCUACAUCUAUCUUACUUGGUUUUCUGUUGAUUCACGCUCAUUUGCUGAAUGAGUGCAGUGUCUGUAAGUGAGCUCCCUUUUCUGUGUGUGUCAUUAUGCAACUUUGGCCUGUGGCAUGCUGGCCCCAUGACAAAUACAGUUGGAGCGAGUGCCAGAAAACAGCAAUGAGAGAGAGAGAUGAUGCUCGAGUCAACCCCUCUUGUCAUUCCACACUUGCAGAUUAAAAUGCAUCAACCCUUUUUAUCGGUUAGAGUGUAUUUGCAGCAGCUAAUUCCAAAUCGUAUCGCCGAUUAAGUUGCAAACAUGCCUCACCCUAAUCUUAAUUUCAGUAAAAAAAAAACAACAACAACAUUGUACUCUAGCAGAGUUCAAUGUCAACAGGGUGUUUGCCAUGUGAGUCUCUGUGUUAUGAUUACAGAAAGACUCUUACGUAAGACAGUGUUGUUAUGAGCAACUGGUCAGGUGAUGCCUGUGUGUGUGUGUGUGUGUGUCUGUGUGUGUGUGUGUGUGUGUGUGUGUGUGUGUGUGUGUGUGUGUGUGUGUGUGUGUGUGUGUGUUAAGCUUGUUUUGCAUGUGUUUGCUAUACUGUUAAAUCUAUCUGCCAUGUUUGUGAUGAGUUUAACGAGGCCCUAUCUAUAAAGACAGUGUCACCUCGAGGUGGAUUUUUAUGGAUGAAAUUUGGACAAUGAAAACAAGUCAGAGUUCAACAGACACCGUCCUUGGUCCAGAGAAGUUUGAAGGUAUGGCGAACUUCAGCACCUUCCUGUUGGACCAUUCAUCAGGCAUGCUGUUCCUGGGCGCCAGGGAUGCCAUACUGGCUGUGGACACAUACAAGCUGAACCAACAACCCCGAAAGAUUAUUUGGGAUGUGCCCGAGGAGAAGAGGAGGUCUUGUGUGGCAAAGGGGAAGACUGAGGUUGACUGCUACAAUUACAUCCGUCUGCUGGAGUUUCUGGGUGACGAACGCAUCUACGUGUGUGGCACCUAUGCCUUUGACCCGCAGUGUGCCUUCCUGGAACUCUCCUCUUUCACCCUGGAAAGAACAGACGAUGGAGGGGUGAAGAUGGAGACUGGGAAGGGCAAGUGUCCGUUUGAGCCCAGUCAGCACUACACAGCUGUAAUGGCAGGUGGUACCCUAUACACUGCAGCCACCAGUAACUUCCUUGGAACGCUGUUUGACAUCUCCCGGGCAACGGGCCCUGAGCAGGAGCGGAUCCGAACCGAACGCUCCAUCAACUGGCUCAGUGACCCAGAGUUCGUGAGCUCAUCCUUCAUAGAGCAAUCUCAAGACAGCAACCCAUCAGGAGAUGAUGACAAAAUCUACUUCUUCUUCACUGAGGUGGCCAAAGAGUACGACCUCUACACCAAAGUCAAAGUGCCAAGAGUGGCACGAGUCUGCAAGUCUGACGUUGGGGGGAUGAAGACCCUGCAGCGGCGCUGGACCACCUUCCUCAAGGCUGAGCUGGUGUGUGAGGACAGACCCAGCGGCCAGCGCUACAACAUCCUGACCGAUGUUUUCACCACACAGCACACGCCAGGCGACCCCAGCAGCACACACUUCUACGGACUCUUCACUUCCCAAUGGGAGCGUGAAGAAUUAUCCGCAGUGUGUGUUUUCAGUCUGUCUGACAUCAGCAAAGUGAUAGACGGUCCCUUUAAAGAGCUCAAGAAAACCUGCGAGAACUGGAUCAACCCUGAACCCGUCCCCACGCCACGCCCGGGCCAGUGUUUGAACAGCGCCCUGAAGGCUGAGGGGUACGAGUCCUCCCUUAAACUCCCCGACAAGGUGCUGACAUUCGUGAGAGACCACCCACUGAUGGAGAACAGCGUCACCGCAGCGCCCCUUCUGGUCCGCAAGGGAAUCACAUACACCAAACUGGCCGUCACUCAGACGGGCAGUGGAGAGGAGCGGAGAGGAGCAGUGCUGCACCUCGGGACAGACCGUGGGGAGCUCCACAGGGUCGCAGUAGUGGGCCAGAACACCACCUUACUGCAGGAGAUUGCUUUGUUUACAUCACAGGAGCCUGUUAAUAAUAUUCUGCUCCACCAGGGCCGGGCUCUGGUGGGCAGCCCUCUGUCACUGGCUCGUGUCCAGGCUGAAGGCUGCGCUCUGUAUCCCAGCUGUCAGGUGUGUGCCAGAGCCAGAGGACUGGGCUGUGUGUGGAGCACAGUGGAGGAAGCCUGCAGGCCGACAACAGCAGACCCUGGUCCUGGUGAUAUAGUGGACGAAGCCUUGAGGAAAUGUGACAAAGAAGAGGGGCGUUGCACACCGUCCAUCAGGGAGCUUCGAGUGUCUGUUGGUCUGCGUCUCCUGUUGCCAUGUGUCCAGCUGUCUCCCAGGCCCUGCAGCUGGGAGCAUCCUCCCCACAGACACACCAGGCAGCACAACUCGGACCUGGAGGUGACUGUGACUGAAGACAGCCUGGGACGAUACAUCUGCACAUGUCAGGAGGCGGGGCCAGGUAUCAGAGACCCCACCCCCUGCCGCAGAGCAGCCUAUCAGCUGACAAUCGAAAGUCCCAACGCUGGAGGAAACGUGGCAGCAGCAGGAGGCCGCCACGUCCUGGCCGUCUACAUCCUUUUCUUCGUCGGGGGUUUGGUGUUCGGCGUCGCGCUCCUGUACUUCGUGACGCGUCGCCGCAAUUUUGGCCGCCAGGGCAACCACCUGCCGGACAAUUCCCUGUCAUCGGAGAAAGGGCGGGACCUGCUGGGCUCCUCGGCCACGCCGCAGUCUCCGAGCAGCGACAGCCUGAUGUCUGAGGGGUUCAGGUUGACGGAGAAGCGCAACGGCACGGCGACCACGAACACGACCACGACGCUCCUCAGCAGCCACGGCAACGGCGCUCACCAGUGCAACAGCUACAGCGGCACCCUGAUCCAAAGCAACUCCAGCAACGGCCACGGGAAUUCGCUGUACGCCAACUGCAACACGAGCGGCAGCGGGCUUAAGUUCUCUGAAAUAUUGACUGCAGACCUGCUGGAUGGAAGGACAGGGGAGAGGGGGCGGGGGAGGUCAAAAGGGGUGGAGAGGGAUUCAGGGGAGGGGGACGACGUGGAUGAGGGGCUGGGGGACGGGGUCGGCGACGGGAUUAAAGGACUAGAGGAGGAGUUGGCCAGCUUCCCCAUGUUCAAAUCACCAGCCCCACUGGCCAAAUGUGAAGAAAGUUCAAUAUGAAAACGGGGGAUAAAAACGCACUACUGAUCGCACCAUUUUGCAUCCCCAAAAAAGACUGAAUACUGCUGGGAGGAAUGAAGAAUGGCUCCUGCCAAAUGCCUUUUUCACUGGAGCUGAGACAUGGAGAGGUCUCUCUCAAGAUGUAUGUGGAGUAAUAUAUCUUUUAUCUUUAAGCAUGUGAGAGAGAUGUGUGAAAGACAGAACGCCUGUUUCAUUGUUGCGAGUCGCUCGGGAGGAGCCGCAACUUUAAUAAAUGUAAACAUGUAAUUAUUGUGAAAAGAAAAUGUAAAUAUGAGCAGUCUGAACAAGGCUGCGGAACGAAGAGAGAGAGAGUGAUGUCGCACAAUUUAUCUGUGCAAAGAAUCAAAGAUGAAAUGUCUUCAUGUGAUGACAUGUAAAAAAAAAAGAAGAAGAAGCCAUAUUGAUAUUCUCCUUCACCCGGUCGUUGCUCUCUCAUUCUCUUGAGGUGUCUGUCUUUAUUUAUAUUCCCUACCUUGACACGCCACUCAUCUCCCAGACAAUGAUUGGAGCACCAAAGGACUGCUGCACUAUAAAAACUGACCAGGGAGACUUCUGAACUGAAGCUGGAACUAAGGAGGCAGGAGGACACUGCAGGGCCCCUCAGGUGGGCUACAGUGACAAUGUGGGGCUGUCCCCGCCUGCCGCGACUGCUUCUCAGGUAAAAGGACGAGAGGGUCGGAGUCGGAGUCAUGUACGCGUGGAGAGCUUGUGACGCGCAGCAGGAUGCAUGAAAAUGACUGCAGCCCUUAAUCCGCCGAUGCCAACAGGGAGGAAGACGGUUUUCAAAAAGGACCUGGAAAAUCACGUCAGUCUCACAGAAUGGACCUAUAGCCCUAUAGGGACACAAUCCACCAUCACCGUGUUUUAUGAGUGUGGGGUUUUAACAUGAAGAUGUAUUGUUUUUUUUGUUUUUUUGUCAUGUUGUUUUGUAAUAAAGCCUCCAAAAGCUGUUGUUAA
Messenger RNA from Labrus mixtus (cuckoo wrasse), 4861 nucleotides. RefSeq names its product sema domain, immunoglobulin domain (Ig), transmembrane domain (TM) and short cytoplasmic domain, (semaphorin) 4F (gene sema4f). NCBI's taxonomy places the organism in Eukaryota, Metazoa, Chordata, Actinopteri, Labriformes, Labridae. The coding region runs from base 1376 to 3883 and encodes 835 amino acids. The transcript has 15 exons. Gene Ontology annotation, biological process: axon guidance; semaphorin-plexin signaling pathway; negative regulation of axon extension involved in axon guidance. The record is from RefSeq and is a predicted model, not a curated record. Gene Ontology annotation, molecular function: chemorepellent activity; semaphorin receptor binding.